ACUUAAUGAUCCAGAACUAUAUGUACUUCUCACACCAUCACAACCACCUAUACGUUCUCAUUUUCCUACUGUUUGAAACUUUGGUCCUCAUUUAACACGGUGUGUUGUUUUGUACUCCUCCACAUGAAUAAUCUCUUUUUUGUAAAGUUUAGAUGUUUUCUUUUUCAGUUCGUAUUACGUUGAAAAUAACAAAUUAUAAUACCAAAUCGAUGAAAAUUAGUCAAACGUAAACUAUAGUUUUAGCUACAUGACUGAUCGAGAAAUUUGUCAAAUCAAGAUUGUUAAUAAACCUUAAGAGAGAGCAAGGGGAAUAUUGUCGUUGCUCGAGAUUUUGAUGUAAUAUAUAUCUUUGAAACGGGUUAGUUGUAUGCAUUUACAAAUAAUAGAAAGCUCUUUUUUUCCCUUUUUUCUGAACUCCCCAAUUGAUAUUAGUUCAUCAACUCAAGCGAGAGAACGUUUAAAGUAGGCAACGGUUUUAAGUGCUUCGAGGUUGGGUACGAUUACGACGGGUCUAGAGACGGCAUCGUGGGACUGCACGUGACCAAGAACUUGCAUCUAAAUUAUCUCCUCAGUCUCUUUUAGAGAGUGGAACUGAAUUUAUAUGUCUCGGAGAUCAUUACAAUGACAUCCAUGAUCAUGACUGACAUUUUAUCAGUUGGACGAAUUUAUGAUCAUCAUCAAAACCUAUAUAACUUGUAAAUGUAUUCAAAGCAAUAGUAGAUUCUAGCUGUUAGAGCAGUACUAAAUGGAUUAUAUAGCUCAUUAAGGCUUUUUAUAAGGAAAGGAGAAAACUAUGUACAGAAUAAACCAAGCAAUUUUUUAUCAAUAUGAUUAAAAAAAGAAAGCAGAAGAGUUGCACAAAGUGGCUACCCUAAAAUUACAUCCCUUUUUGUAACUCCUGGUAUGUGGUAUGCUAGCUUGCCAUUUGGUGUUAGGAGUUUUCAAGGCUCCUAAUCAAAUGUUGUAGUAUAAAAGAUUGUCGAACCAAUCCUAGGUGAUUCUAAAGCAAAGGGAAUGCAAGUUCAUACUUAAGCUAAGUGCAAUCCGGUUUUAAAGAUGGUAUGAACUAAGAACUAAUAAGCUAAUGCAAUAAAGUAAUGAUCUUUCUUUUCUCAAUAUGAAGCAAGAGGACUCAUGGGGCUAGGCAUUUGAUCUUGGGUGAUGUAGAUCCAAUCUAGAGGUGGUAAGCUAUCAAUCAAACACUUUCCUUAUGCCUAGACACUAAGCUAAACAAGCUCUAUCUCUAGAUGAAUGUUCUUUUGCUAAAGCAACUCAAGCAUCUAAUCUUUUAGGUUGAAUGUUACUAAAGCAAACAUUGAGAACAAGUCUAAUAGCAAUCUUAACUCCUUUAGCAACUAAUCUCUUAGGUAAAGCAAGCUAAAAGCAUUGAAGAGUUGGUUAAGGCAUUUCAACAUACACCUUGUGGGCAGGAAAUGUCUAGAGAUCUAUUUUAGUAUGAUCAUGACUAAAAUAGCAUUGAGAACUCUCAACAAGCAAGGAAACAAGUUUAUCUAGCACUAAACAUCCUAGAUCUUCUCUAAUCACCCUUAAUCACCUUAGCCCAUGAAUCCAAGAUAGUCUACUCACUAAUAGACAUGAAUAACCCCAAAACCAUGGAUGAUUCAAGGUUAAACAUGAUUAGAGAGCAAGAUAAUCAAGCAAAGAUAAGAAAUUAUGAUCAAGAUUCAAUCUUUCAACCAAAAGUGGCUUUUGAUUAGAUAGAAAACAAGAGAUCCUCUAAAAUUAGGUCUAAAAAGUAUUUAUAGUGGCCUAAAAACGAGCUGGAUCGACCCAACAAGCAUGGGUUGACCCAAGAUAAUUUGGGUAAAAAGUUGGUAAAAACAGAAGUGCAGAUUUUUCUAAGUGUCGCAGCUGGCAAAUGACAUGUCAUUUGGCCGCUGCAGAAGGCCGCUGCACACUCCAGCGGCCUGUUUCUUGUCGUUUGGCCGCUGCAUCUUCCAGAUAUCGGGCAGGGAGUAGUGGAUUUCUCCAGCGGCUUGUCUUGGCCGCUGCAGUUGGCCGCUGGGACAGUUGGAACUUCGUCUUGUGAACCAAAAUCACCAUUCUUGUCUCUAAACCAUCUCCAAAGGUUCCAAACUCACCAAAUAGCAUCUCCAUCACCUAAUAGAGACAAAUGUAUAUGCAAUGCACCUAAAUCUACUCUAAAUGCAUCUAAAUGGAUAAAUUGAGAACUAAAAUGAUUGCUAAAAAUAUGCAAAUACACAAGAUAUCACCAUACUUAUAGUUUUUGUUCGUACUUAUAUUCAAUUAGAACUCUAAUCAAAAUAUGAAAACUUGUAUUGCAUUAUGUAUAUCCCACGCCAUGAUGUGAAACUAGACCAACGCAAGCUUUUCCUGUAUAAUUUCGCCAACAAUGUUUACUUAAUCGAUUUAUAUAAUACCACCUAUAAUCUAUAUUUUCUUGUUUAGUUUUGUUUUUUUUUUUUUUUUUUUUUUUGUUUAGUUUUGUUCUAUUUUAUUUUUCACGUUCCUUCAAUUUACUCUUGAAUGCAUUAUAUAACUAUUUAUUAUGCAUAACCAAUCAGCGUUUUAAUAUUUUAUAUAUUUUCAGCAUUUAAUCAUACCAAAUUGGAUAUUCAACUCAUACCUUCGACGAAGUUGUAGGGUUCUUUAGCAUAUCUUCGUCAGAAUGAUGUAAUUGCUACUAACAAGAAAAAGACAGAAAACAUCACAUAUAUAAAUGAUAACACGGUGUUAGUUGAAGCCAUAAAAUACUAAUCUAAAGAGGAGCAGCCACAUAUUCCAACGUUCUAUUAUAUAGAAAGACUCGAAAUGUAUUUAUACAUCAUGGUUUAUUCGUACCAAAUUGACUACUUCAUUGUGUAGCCUCGAUUACUUGACUUGCUCGUUUUUAAACUCGCUAGCUAAAAGCACUAUAUAUACGGGGGAAGGCAAGGUUUGUGAGCAAGCCACCAAGUUGAAACCCCAUUCGUUUACAUCUUCUGUCAUUCUUCGUAAUCGCCAAACUAUAAUUUUCCGAAAAUGCAGGAAAAAGUUGUAUUCAAGUUGGAUGUGUUUGACGAAAGAAUUAAACAGAGAGCUAUGAAAGUCGUAUGUGAUUUUCCAGGAGUUACGUUGAUAGACGUGAAAGAAAAAGGUAAACUAAAGGUGUCGGGAGAAUUCGACAAGUUUCAAAUGACGAAGAAGCUUAAGAAGAUAUACAAAUAUGUUGACAUUAUCGCGCUUGAACACGAUGGAGAACCGAAGAAAAAUCCGGAUCCGGUUAAGAAGCCUGAACCAAUAGUGAAGAAGGCCCCAUCUUUCCGUCGUUGGAAGAUAGGUUUCUUUUAAAGGAAUCGUUUUUGAGGUCGUUGUGAUCAGUUUGAGUUCUAUAUAUGGACUAUUGUAUUAUGUAUGUUGAUAUUUCAUCUCUUGUGAAAUGUUGGGUUUUUUUGGCAUCUGUGAAAUGUUGUUUAUGUAUGUUUGAAUAAAAAUAUGGUGUCUGUUUACAUCUUGGUAUUC
Molecule: messenger RNA, 3483 nt
Organism: Brassica rapa (field mustard)
Lineage: Eukaryota; Viridiplantae; Streptophyta; Magnoliopsida; Brassicales; Brassicaceae
Product: heavy metal-associated isoprenylated plant protein 10
Source: RefSeq, a predicted model, not a curated record